Molecule: messenger RNA, 3937 nt
Organism: Suillus subalutaceus
Lineage: Eukaryota; Fungi; Basidiomycota; Agaricomycetes; Boletales; Suillaceae
Exons: 24
Coding region: 93-3524 (1143 amino acids)
Source: RefSeq, a predicted model, not a curated record
UCUCGGCACGUUUAAACCUUUUCUUUUAUUAUUAUUAUUAAACCCAACACGCUCGUUUUUCUUGUACUGGUACUUCCAUCACCCCACUCGCAAUGGCCGGUUUCCUGCGCAAGUUCAGGAAGAAUGCUGAUGUUGAACAUCCGGCACCGUCAAAACCCGUUGAAUUUGAUUCACCUCCUUCACUACCACCUCUCUUUGCUAGAUUCGCGACAUCCACUCUCGAAUCUUCUCUGUUGGAUUCUUGUAUCAUGCCAGUGGCAAAGUCACAACAAGAGGAUGAAUGGGAUCCUUGGAAAGCACUCCUACCAGAGCAAAAGAAGGAUCCCACACCGGACCCUCCUCCUCAACCUUUGCCUUCUCGUGUACAGCCACUAAUAUUACCUGUCACUCGUCGCAAGUAUACGGGUCCGGGUUUAACUCCCCAAGUGAAACUCGUCGACCCCGACGCGCACCAAAUCCGUGCUGUUUCCACACGGCAGGAUCGCAACGAUCAUCUUUCCCCUAUGGCACCCCAACACCCCUCAAAAAUCACAACCCACCCCCCAAAUACAAUCUCUGCUGCUCCUAAACCCGGUUCUAGCUCCAGCAGUAGCAGUAAUCACACAGAUGCAACUCGCUUCACACAAUCAGGCUCGUCUUCAAGCGCGUUUACGUCUACCAGUUCAAUCGCCCCGGCUAUCAAGGAUCCUCCUUCUAGAACCCUUGGUAGCUCCGUGAGUCACCAAUUAUGCUUUUAUCUUACUUUUUUAUUGGCGCUAAACGUUACCUCGCAACCCGCUACUCCACCUCCAACUACACGUCCGCCAACGCUGGGCGACAAAAAUCUCCAACGAAAUUUAAUGCCCACUACGACUACGACUCUUAUGACAAAGACUACUACCCGGUCGCCUAUCGCGCCGCCUUCUAGCACCGUUCGUUUGUCAGUGGUGUCAUCCUCUACUGCCGGUCCUGCCCGUUCCCCUUCUACUGCUCGUUCACCAAGUGCUACUCCCCAUCGCGCGCCCCCCAGCACUCGCGCGCCCCCCAGUACGUACGCGAUACCUCCUCGCCCGAACACCCAACCCCUCCAGCUCAACUUGAACCGUUCGACUUCGAUAGAAAUCAGCGCUGCUCCCAUCCGGAAAGGACCGUUGAUUUUCGCUGCUAUGGCUAUCGGACAGGACCAAGUUACCUCCAUGGGGCAACAAGAAAAUCUAUCGCCCAAUCAAAAUCCAAACUCAUCGACCAACCAGCGCACAUCCAUUAUCCAACACCAAAACGCGCUCGCUGGUAGCCAACGCCAACAAGCACCCAUGAUCAUCAAGCACCAACAAGCACCCAUCAGCGCACAUGACAACUCUGUGAAUGCCACGUGCAUCUCCGCACCAUCAGCGCGGCGUCUUAGUUACCCUCUAGACCGUGCUGGUGGGAGAGGUGUUAAUCGCGCGCCUGUACCUUUUUCGGAGCGUCGUAUCAUUGCUUCUGCACAGGGGCAGGGGCAGGGACAGGGACGAGUUUUGGCUUCGGGCCCGGUUGGGCCUGAAUCUGCAGCUGGGAGGCGUAUCUCUUUGGACGUAGGAUCUGGGCGUUCGUCAGACGCACCAACAGGGCGUACGUCAGACGCACCAACAGGACGUUCAUCUGACGCAGGACCACCAGCAAGCCGUCUCAGAGUCUCCUCAGACGCAAGCGCACCGACGAGUAAAGAAAGCCUCAAGCCUCGCGUGUUGACGAAAUCGCGGCCUCCUACUCCUUCCUCUUCUACUUCCACACCGUCUGCGCCUGCCAAGUUGGUACUUAAGAAAAUAUCGACGGAUGCGUUGUUUUCGGAGGAUACGUUGUUCUUGGAGGAGGACCCGUUCAAGAAGGCCGAGGGGGUGCAGGUUGAGGGGGCUUCCCCUUUGCCACCGAGGUCCAAGUCGCCUAUGGCACGACCCAAGUCGCCUUUAGCCCCUGACUCUCCCGAAGACUAUAAAUCCGCACGGACGCAGCGCCGAGGACAAUGGCUCGAAAAGACGCGUCCUCCUGUCCAGGAAGUGAUGAGCAAGGAAGCUGAGCUUCUUCAAGAGGAGGAAGAUGUCCGUCUCAAAAAAGCGGAGAAGGUGCGACGAAAGGAAGAAGAGGCGCGCCAACGAGAGGAAGAAAAACGAAUGGAGAAGGAGGCAGAAGAAAAGCGACUAAAGGAAGAAGCUGAAGAGAAACAACGAUUGGAAGAAGAGCUCGCGAGGAAGCCUCCUACGUUCUACCCCAUCGUCUCACAUCUUGCUGAUGCGUCGCUUCUCCCGCAUCUCCUUGCCUACCUGACGUUUGGUGAUUGGUGUGCGCUGUAUGCGGCGAAUAAGGAGGUGAGGAUUCUAUUUGAGAGUCGAGUGUUGAGGGAGUAUGUGCUUGGGCAUUUUUUGGGGACUGUUGGGUAUAAGAGGUGGAGCUUUGAGUGGGCGGAGCCGCUUGCUCUGUCUUUGAAGGACCUAAACGACUACAUGCGAGGCGUCUCAAUGCCCACGCACCAAUACGCCCAACUAGCAGAAGCAUAUCUUCAGCCCCGUAUCCCCAACCCCGCGACCCCAGGAGAACGUCCCAAAGUUGUGGUCCCGGAUAUUUUGUCGCUUGCUAUGACCACUCGUGCAUAUACGAGAGUCGUGUUGCGCUUGAGGGCGCAAGCCGAGAGUGAGGCGCGGGCGUUUGCGAGGUCACAUGUUACUAGCCCUGUGUCGUCGAGACCUGCUACGCGUGACGGGCAAGUAGUGCGGUCUUCCUCGAAUCGUACCCCAUCCCCGACAUCGCUGUAUUCCAGUGGCAAGUCGUCCUCGGUCUCUGCUUCUACUAAGGGGGCGUUCCAAUCUCCCUUGGUCCGACUCCACCGUGCGCCGCUCUUGCGGGUGUUCGUUCCUUCCCCUGAAGGGGAGUGGUUAUCUGAUUCGAGCGUGAUGGAGUGUGAAGCUGAGCUGAAGAGGGCUGGUGUGUUGAAGUUGUUGAGGGUUGGGGAUGUGGUGUGGGAUGUUGCUGUGGGUGAUGAGGGGAAUUCGGGGAGGAUGGUUUGGGAUGGGAGUUAUCUUGUGGACCUUGAUUACAAGUACUCCCCGAUGGGCGAGCUGUCUCCUUAUUUCCACAGUCUCGCGUUUUCUCCGUCAUAUUUCCAUCGCGUUCAUUCGGACGGUCCUUGGGGCCAGGAGCUUGCUGCGAACUUGCAGUUGUUGCAGGACAGGGCUACGACAGCGACCCCUAACGGAACGCUCCACAGCGUCGUCCACUGGCUACACCCCAAAACCUACGCCUCCCGAUUCCCGAACGUUGCCGGCUUUUUCAUUGAUCCUGGCUGGUACGGGACUGUGAUCGUCGAAGCCGAAGGCACGAAUGAGGGUCUUUCAGAUUUCCAAGCGCGAUGCGGACCAGGCGCGUUCCCUCCUCGCGCGGAUAAUGUUACGUCGAAGAUGAGGAAUGAGAAGGAGAAGGGGAGUAGGCGCGUUUAUAGGGUUUUGAGGGAGAAGAGUCGUCCUGGCGAGAUCUGGAUUCGAGCAGUUCGGGAGAAAGACCGAGUAAUGUGAUGUGACUCUUGAAUCUUCUCGUUUUCACAAGUUGUGAUUUUUUCCUCUUAUGAAUUUUUUAAUAAUGGCUGUGCCGGUACCUUUUCUGAACGUUUCUCCAUGUUCUCGUUCUCGUUUGCGUUUUCUCGUCUCGUCGGGCACCUGGUCGGAACCAUUUUACAAACAUCGCGAACCCUUUUUUAUCGCACACCUAUUCAGAACUUUUUUCUCUUUCUCAUCGCGCCCCUCACUCGCUCAUUUCUGGAUACUGCGGCGUGUUUUCUUUCUUAGAGCUACAUGUACAAGCAUAGUUAUUCCCUGGAUUAUGUUUUAGGCUUUACAUUUUCCGACUAGGAUCGUUAGUUAUACCAGGUACUUACUCAUCAACAUAAAAAUCAAGACACGUGAUUGUGACGCGUUCCGUUCUCGCUGUA